AUGAGUAACGUCUACUUUGCCUAUUCCAUCAAAAGCGACUACCAUCGCCCCGCACCGCCGCGGCGAAAAAAGUCCCGCGCCUGCGACGCCUGCGCUGUGCGCAAAACUCGCUGCGACGACGCGCGCCCUUGUCGCCACUGCAUCAACAACCGAUUGGAAUGCACCGAGAAGCGCCAGCGCAAGAAAUCGGGCCCGAAAACGCUUCGGCACAAAACUCUAGCCAGUAUCAACUCCGUCGCUGGCGGCCGCGACUCUUGGAGCCCUGCACUAGAUUUUCUACGCACGCCGCAGUCCACGCCUGUUCCCUUCGCCGUGGCGUCUUUUGGGCCGCGGGCCGCGCAGCUUCUCGCAGAACCGCCCUCUGCGCCCGCGCGUUUGGCCGUGGCGUCCUACGCCCUUCUUUUGGCGGAAACCCACGCGCGCGCAUCGGCCCGAUUGCUUGAGGCAGCGCCAAACCUGAACCCACAGGGCGAGAAGGACGGGCUGAAAAUACGACACGAUGAUUUGCAGACACACAGUGUGCAUCUCCACAAUGCGGACUCAGUUGAACUGAGCCAAGAUCCGAAAAACAGAAAUGGUUUCAGUCUUCAAGACUCCUUCAAUCAUGCCGACACAUUCAACUCCGGAAAUCCAGAGAACUACCAGAGCCAGAUCGCAGGUAUCAGAAGCGAAAUCAACGCCAACGCCGAUGUCUACAGCGCCUCUGAGCACAAGUCGCCGUCCUAUUUCUCGGUGCCAGUUUCGCGAUCGUCGUCCAGCGCCGACUCGCGCUCGUCGCCUGCCGAUAUGUCCAUGUUAGUGGCCUUAGUGGGCGAUGCGUAUUCGCUGUGUGCGCUAGACAAUCUUGGCGAGCUUUCGGACGAGGCGCUUUAUCUUCUCUCGUGCGCCGAGCUUCACAUGUUCGGCGUGCACUCGCUUCGGCGCGCCCGCCCGCGCCUCGCCCACUUGCGGGCGGCCAUUUCGCAUGCCCAAGCGCUCGCGCCUCCUUUUGACAGCCGCGCCGCCGAGUUGCGGUGUGCGCUCUAUGUGUGCGAGCGGCAUGCUCUUAUUUUCGACGGCUCGCUUUUCAACAGCGCCCUUGUGUCGGGCGGCGCGCUUGUGUCGGUGCCGCUGCCUCUCCCGCCGCAAAUCCACCCGGUGUCUUUUGCCUAUGCGCGCAUGCUUUCUGCGCUCGACCUGCUUGGUCUGGCAGAACUGGCCAGUAUGAUCUCGCCCAAUUUCGUGUCUUUGUCGCCGAAUCCCAUGUCGCCAAAUCCCAUAUCGCCGAAUCCCAUGUCUCCAAACGCCUUGCCUUCCAACCCCUCGGUGGCCCCCAACUUGAUUUCGCCCCUACACUCGUCCAAUUUCUUCGCCCCAGAUGCUGUCGACCCGCUUCGCUGGGAGUGGCGCCCUUCGCUGCUGCCACAACACAUAAAAUACACUGUGGCCCGUGCUCGCCUCGACGAGAGCGUCUUUUCUGGCGCCCAUCCGGUGGCCCAUUUGCUUCAUCAAGUGCUUGCAGGCCGCGUGCUUCUUCGAUUUUCGGGCGAGGUGGCUCGCACAUUUUUUGCCCACGAGUUGCUUGCGGUGAUGGCGAGCGUGGUUACGAUUUUGGCUCCAAACAACCAAAACGACUCGGCAGAAGGACCGCUGUUGGGGGCGGCCGUGGCGCUUUUCGCCCUCGUGCCCCAAUUUUUGGCGUUUUUGCGGGCCUACUUACUCGUGGCGCCGGAACAGCUUGCGCCUGAGGCAGUGGACAUUCUCCUUGGCAUAUCCAAAACUGUGUCUAUGUACAUGGCGCCAGAAUGGCAUCGUAUUUUGCUGGAACCAACUUUGCACGAGUGGUUUGCGCAAUUGGUGGGGCCCGACGAUGUGCUGUUUCUUGAUGGAAUGGCCGAGUAG
Molecule: messenger RNA, 1881 nt
Organism: Clavispora lusitaniae ATCC 42720
Lineage: Eukaryota; Fungi; Ascomycota; Pichiomycetes; Serinales; Metschnikowiaceae
Gene: ZCF7
Product: Zcf7p
Biological process (GO): regulation of DNA-templated transcription
Molecular function (GO): zinc ion binding; DNA-binding transcription factor activity, RNA polymerase II-specific
Source: RefSeq, a predicted model, not a curated record